AUGUCGAAUCAGACUGUAUAUUUUGUCACGGGGACAACCCAAGGCCUGGGGUAUGAAUUCGUUCGACAACUUCGAGAGAAACCUGGAGCCGUGGUAUUCGCGACCACGAGGGACCCCGAACGAGCCACUCGUCUGUCGUCCCUCACGGACAAGGGAAACGUCCACAUUGUCAAAAUCACCAAACAACCCGAAUCCGUAGACGAGGCCUUAGCUGCCGCGGAACAAGUUAAGAGAGUCGCGGGUAAAGUUGACGUGGUGAUUGCAAACGCCGGGAUCAUCCACCACGAGACCAGCAUCGCCGAAUCACCCAUGUCCAUGUAUCAAGAAUUUUUGGACGUGAAUCUCUUGAACAACAUCGCCAUCUUUAAAGCCCUGAGACCUUUGAUGAUCGAAUCCGCCAGGCAAGGUGGGACACCCAAAUUCGUCGCCGUCAGCACGCAGUACGGAUCGUUGGACAUGGUCGAGGAUCUACCGGGUCAAUCCUCUGCGUACGCCAUCUCAAAGGCGGCCUUGAACAUGUUCCUGCGUCACGUCGCUUACGAAGAAAAAGAAAAUGGAAUCGUGGCCGUCCCGAUUCAUCCUGGUGUGGUGGCCACGGAGACGGUCGCCCCUUUGGCGAAGAGGAUCGGUCUGGCCACCAUCGAACCCGAGGAGAGCAUCAAGGGUAUGAUGAAGAUUGUGGAAGGCUUGACGGUGAAUGACGAGGUCAGGUUGUGGAAGUACGAUGGGACGAAAUUGCCUUGGUGA
Exophiala oligosperma is the source of this 747-nucleotide messenger RNA. RefSeq lists its product as uncharacterized. Gene Ontology annotation, molecular function: oxidoreductase activity. The coding region runs from base 1 to 747 and encodes 248 amino acids. The transcript has 2 exons. Lineage: Eukaryota; Fungi; Ascomycota; Eurotiomycetes; Chaetothyriales; Herpotrichiellaceae. The record is from RefSeq and is a predicted model, not a curated record.